AAAAUGACUUUGAAAAUCUUCAGAACUGUUCAUUCAGUCUCGCUGCAGUGUUUUCAGGAACAGUCGUGCCAUGGAAGAGGAUUCACCGACCCCAUUUGAGGAUGCCCUGGAGAGAACCGGGAACGGACGCUAUAACUACCUGCUGGCUGCGACCUGUGGUCUGGUUCUCCUGGGCAUGGGAACUGACAUGUUCGGCUUCGGGCUGGUUGUGGCUGCGGCUUGCGACCUCAACAUCACAGUCACUCAGAAAGGGAUACUUACAUCACUGCCGUUUAUUGGUAUCCUGCUAGUAUCAUAUGUAUGGGGAUACAUAUCAGACACUCGCGGCAGGCGCUUCUCCCUGAUCAUCUCCGUCCAGGCUGGAUUCCUCCUCUCCUGCCUCGCCAGCAUCACCACCAAUUGGUUAUUCCUGGCCUUCGUUAAGUUCUUUUCAGUUUGUUUUUCCUGUGCUAUCAACUCCGUAGCGUACACCCUGGUGGGGGAGUCGUGUGUUCAGCGAGUGAGAAGCAAGUACAUGUUAAUGAUGACCUGCUUCGUCGUGUUGUCUCCUGGAAUCGCUGCCCUGCUAACAUACCCAACUCUGUCGCUGAACUUCGAAAGCGAUGUACCGUUUUUAGGGAUCAAGUUUACUCCAUGGCGUCUCCUUAUGAUAGUGCUCGCGAUACCCAUGGGUAUUGGUGGGGUUAUCAUCUGCUAUUUUCAUGAAUCCCCCAAGUUUCUGAUAAAUGUCGACAGACAGGACGAGGCAUUAGAAGUCCUGAGGUCUAUCUAUGCGAUUAACAACAGGAACUCUAGUGUCAAGAGUGAUUUACAGGUAAAAUCUAUAUACCUGGAAGACUCGGUGUCCACGAAGGAAUAUUCGUUAUUGAAGAAAGCCUACGAGCAGAGCGCGCCUCUGUUCCGACCUCCGCUCCUGUGGCGAACCUGUCAGCUGUUCUUCAUCGUCUCAGUUAUAUAUUUUACAAAUAACAGUCUCCUGGUGUGGCUUCCGUACGUUCUGAAUAUGUUGAAAGUGACCCAAUCACAGACAGGUUACACUAAAGGUGACGUCUGCACCCUCAUCUCCGUCAAACCUGAAGCUGACAAUUUUACAAUGGAAGCUAAUCAUACUAAGAUUACCCCAGACAUUUGUUUGGGUUAUAUUGAGGACAACGUGAUCAUAACCCUCGUGGCGUCAGCGGUGGUCUAUUCGUUCUUAAACUUCGCGCUGUCCUACCUCAUGAGGUGGAGACGCCUGGUGUUGAUUUCCAUCCUCGUUAUAUCUGCCCUGAGUGGAGCUCUGUUGAAUCUGAUGCCGGAGCCUAUCUCCAGCGUGUUUCUAUUUAUGGCUUUCUCUUGCACCAAUCAGGCCAUGGGCAUCAUGGCGGCCUACUUCGUGGAAUUCUAUCCCACAUCUUGCAGGGGCAUGGCUUGUUGUCUCAGUAUCAUGGUGGGGCGAACGAGCACGUUUGUGGGUAUCAACGUGGUUGGUAACCUCAUCUUCCACCACUGCCACAUCACAUUCUACAUAUGGUCUCUGGUGGUGUUCAGUAGUGCGAUUGCCGCGUGGUUUCUACCUCACGACAAACCGCUGCAAAGCCGAACAUGAUCCAUCUUCAAUGUAUUUUAACUGUGAUUUAAUUGUAUAUUAUAGUUAUAAUUAAUUAUAAUCUUGAUCAACUCAAGUUAAGUUCAGAUGUAGUAGAUUUCUUAAACAAAAGCUUUCGAAAAAUUAUAGUUUUUAUUUUAGAAAUAAUUACGAAAGGAAAAUGUCAUUCCAUGUAUUAUAAAUAAAUGUUUAAAAAUAUAAUUUAAAACAUAAUAAUAUUGUAUGUUAGCGAGGGAUAUGAGGGACAUUUCUUUAUAUAUAUAUAUUAAACAGUAUACCUAUCUGUGAUUUCGUUUGAGUGACACGUAGCAUAGUAGUCUUAUAAACAUUAAAAAUAUUUAAAACACG
This is a messenger RNA of Danaus plexippus (monarch butterfly), 1936 nucleotides long. RefSeq names its product synaptic vesicle glycoprotein 2C-like. NCBI's taxonomy places the organism in Eukaryota, Metazoa, Arthropoda, Insecta, Lepidoptera, Nymphalidae. The transcript is spliced from 10 exons. Bases 71 to 1588 code for a protein of 505 amino acids. The record is from RefSeq and is a predicted model, not a curated record. Gene Ontology annotation, biological process: transmembrane transport. Gene Ontology annotation, molecular function: transmembrane transporter activity.